This is a messenger RNA of Rotaria sordida, 582 nucleotides long. The record is from the annotation of a GenBank genome assembly. NCBI's taxonomy places the organism in Eukaryota, Metazoa, Rotifera, Eurotatoria, Philodinida, Philodinidae.
AUGACAACAGCUAUUUUUCUUUUAACAUUAUCAUUUGCUUAUAUACUUCUUGGUACAUGUGCACAAUUUACUAUAGCUAUAUUUGCAUCUGAUCUAUUAUUAAAUUUACCUUGGCAAUAUUUUCCAUUUUUUAUUAUUAUACAAGCUAUUUUUAUUUGUCUUUUUUUUCUUAGUGGUUUUCGUCGAGAUUCAUUUAUAUUUCUUUAUCCAUUUCUUUUAACAUUAUUUUUACAUUUAUGUUCAAAUCUUUGGUAUAUAUUAAAUAUAAUUCAUUUACGUAAAUAUCAAUCAAUUGAAAUUCAACAAUUUUUUUAUUAUUGUUCAAAAGAUAUAUUAAAUAUCAAUAUUGAAACAAAACAAUGUACAUGUCUAAGAGAUAAUUAUCAUGAUAAAUAUCUUGUUAAUAUGUCAUGUAUGAAAGUUAAAUUAUUAAUUGAACUUAUUCAAUUAAUGCCAUUUAUUAGUAUUCUACUUGUUUUGGCUGAUUUUUAUACAUUUAUAUUAGUAACAUUUGUUUAUAUCUACGAAAAACGAUCAUUAAUAGACUAUUUACCAACACCAGAUGAAUAUGAUUUAGCUUAG